Messenger RNA from Candida tropicalis MYA-3404, 3717 nucleotides. It is a transcript of the gene CDR2, whose product is annotated as Cdr2p. The record is from RefSeq and is a predicted model, not a curated record. Gene Ontology annotation, biological process: transmembrane transport. Gene Ontology annotation, molecular function: ATP hydrolysis activity; ABC-type transporter activity; ATP binding. The transcript has a single exon. Gene Ontology annotation, cellular component: membrane. NCBI's taxonomy places the organism in Eukaryota, Fungi, Ascomycota, Pichiomycetes, Serinales, Debaryomycetaceae. Bases 1 to 3717 code for a protein of 1238 amino acids.
AUGGUAGAGUCUCUAAUAACUAUUGCUGAAAGGGCCAUAGAGAAACAACGACACGAAGUGCCAUUGGAUGAAUCUUCAGAGAAUGUGUAUAAUGGUUUCGAUGCUCAUAUAUCAGAAGAUAUCCAAAAUCUAGCCAGAGAAUUCUCCCAUGAUUCUACAACCAACAGUAUUAAUGAUUUACAGAGAUUGCAUACAAAUAUGUCAGAAGUACCAGGUAUUAACCCAUAUACUGAUGAAGCCCAUUCCCGUGGAAAAUUGAAUCCUGAGUCAGAUAAUUUCAACGCCAAGUUUUGGAUCAAGAACUUGAGAAAAUUGUAUGAUUCAGAUCCAGAUUAUUACAAACCUUCAAGAUUGGGUAUAGCAUAUAGAGAUUUGAGGGCUUAUGCGGUCGCCACCGAUUACAAUUAUCAACCAACAGUAGCAAAUGUCUUCUGGAAACUAUUAAAUGAUGGUGUGCAUUAUUUGAAGAAGCACGAUGAUUCAAUAUACUUUGAUAUUUUGAAACCAAUGGAUGGAAUAAUGAAACCAGGUGAACUUACAGUUGUUUUGGGUAGACCAGGAGCUGGUUGUUCUACAUUGUUGAAAACAUUGGCUUCACAAACAUAUGGAUUUCAUAUUGGUAAAGAAUCAAAAAUUAGCUAUGAUGGAAUAUCAUCAACAGAGAUUGAAAAACAUUAUCGUGGUAAUGUUAUCUAUUCAGCAGAAACCGAUGCUCAUUUUCCACAUUUAACUGUUGGUCAAGUUUUGGAAUUCGCUGCUAGAAUGAGAACACCCCAGAACAGAGGCGAGGGUGUUGAUAGAGAAACAUAUGCUAAACACAUGGCUAGUGUUUAUAUGGCAACCUAUGGUUUGUUACAUACAAGGAAUACAAAUGUUGGAAAUGAUUUUGUUACAGGUGUUUCCGGUGGUGAAAGAAAAAGAGUUUCCAUUGCAGAAGCAUCGUUGAGUGGUGCUAAUGUUCAAUGUUGGGACAAUGCCACAAGAGGCUUAGAUGCCGCCACUGCAUUGGAAUUUAUCAAAGCUCUAAAAACAUCUGCAGUUAUUUUGGAAAGCACUCCUAUAGUUGCCAUCUAUCAAUGUUCACAAGAUGCUUAUGAUUUGUUUGAUAAUGUUGUUGUAUUGUAUGAAGGAUAUCAGAUCUUCUUUGGUAAAGCCAAUAAAGCCAAGGAGUAUUUCAUCAGAAUGGGCUAUGAUUGUCCCCAAAGACAGACAACAGCUGAUUUCUUGACUUCCUUAACAAACCCUUCAGAGAGAAGGGCAUUACCAGGAUAUGAAAAUAAAGUGCCACGAACCCCAGAAGAGUUUGAAGCGUAUUGGAAGAGAUCACCGGAGUAUACUAUGUUGAUAAAUGAAAUUGAUUCAUAUUUCAUUGAAUGUGAAAAGUUAAACAUCAAACAAACUUACCACGAGUCCCAUGUUGCAAGACAAUCAAACCAUACUCGUCCUACAUCACCUUACACGGUGUCAUUCUUCAUGCAAGUUAAAUAUGUUAUGCAACGAAACUUUCUUCGUAUGAAAGCUGAUCCUUCCAUUCCAAUUGCAACCAUUUUAUCACAAUUAAUAAUGGGCCUUCUUCUUGCCUCGGUAUUUUACAAACUCAAGAAAGAUACAAGUACAUUCUAUUUCAGAUCUGGUUCACUUUAUUUUUCUUUAGUAUUCAAUGCCAUUUCUUCUAUUCUUGAAAUUUUAGCACUUUUUGAAGCUAGAGAAAUAGUUGAAAAGCACAAGAAAUAUGCUCUUUAUCGACCAUCUGCAGAUGCUUUAGCAAGUGUCAUUAGUGAAUUCCCUGUCAAGUUUUUUCAAUCUUUAUGUUUUAAUAUCCCCUUUUAUUUCAUGGUUGAUCUUCGAAGUGAUGCUGGUAGAUUCUUUUUUUAUUGGUUGAUUGGACUUACAUGUACUGUUGUUAUUUCUCAUAUUUUUAGAUCGAUAGGUGCAUUAUCAACAACAGUAUCAGGAGCAAUGACGCCAGCUACGGUUAUUCUUAUUGGGUUAAUUUUGUAUGCUGGCUUUGUGAUUCCAUUUCCAAACAUGUUGGGCUGGUCAAAAUGGAUCAAAUGGAUAAAUCCAGUUAGUUAUAUGUUUGAAUCUCUUAUGGUUAAUGAAUAUCAUGAUCGUGAAUUUCCAUGUGGACAGUAUAUUCCAGCAGGUCCCGGUUUCGAUGAACUUCCAAUCGAGAACAAAGUAUGUGCAAGUGUGGGUGCUAUUCCAGGUAGUGAUUUUGUUAAAGGUGAUGAUUACAUGAGAAUCACAUUUGCAUUCUAUAAUGCCCACAAAUGGAGAAACUUUGGAAUUGCAAUUGCUUAUGCAGUUUUUUUCUUGUUUGUUUAUAUUGCAUUAACAGAAUUAAAUAAAGGUGCAAUCCAAAAGGGUGAAAUGACUUUAUUCCUUCGAGGUUCAUUAAAGAGAUAUAAACGAAGAAAUGGAAUAAUUGGAGCACCCAGUGAUAUUGAGCUGGGAAAUAUUUCCCCAUUGCAUGAAAAGGAUCAAAGCUUUGAUUCGGAAAGAUUUGGUGAAGAUACUACUGCUGGAAGUAUUGAAGUUUGUGACAACAAGGAGAUUUUCUUCUGGAAAGAUUUGGCUUACCAGGUUAAGAUCAAGAAGGAAGAGAGAGUUAUAUUAGACCAUGUUGAUGGUUGGGUUAAGCCAGGUCAGAUUACUGUAUUGAUGGGUGCAUCUGGAGCUGGUAAAACCACAUUAUUGAACUGUUUAUCCGACAGAGUAACCACUGGUGUUAUAACUAAUGGUGUACGAAUGGUUAACGGACACGAGUUGGAUUCUUCCUUCCAAAGAUCAAUUGGUUAUGUACAACAACAAGAUGUUCAUUUACAGACAUCUACAGUUAGAGAAGCGUUGCAAUUCUCCGCAUAUUUGAGACAAUCAAACAAAAUAUCUAAGAAGGAGAAGGAUGAAUAUGUUGACUACGUCAUUGACUUGUUGGAGAUGACUAACUAUGCGGAUGCAUUGGUUGGUGUUGCCGGUGAAGGUUUGAAUGUUGAACAAAGAAAGAGAUUAACUAUCGGUGUUGAAUUAGUUGCCAAACCUAAAUUGUUGUUGUUUUUGGAUGAACCAACUUCUGGUUUAGAUUCGCAAACCGCCUGGUCUAUUUGUAAAUUAAUGAGAAAGUUAGCUGAUCAUGGCCAAGCUAUCUUGUGUACUAUACAUCAACCGUCUGCAAUUAUUAUGGCUGAAUUUGAUAGAUUGUUGUUUUUACAAAAAGGGGGCCAAACUGUAUAUUUUGGUGAAUUAGGUGAUAAUUGCCAGACAAUGAUUGACUAUUUCGAAAAUCAUGGUGCUGACCCAUGUCCAAAAGAUGCAAAUCCAGCAGAAUGGAUGUUAGAAAUUGUUGGUGCAGCUCCAGGAUCUCAUGCCAAACAAGAUUAUUUUGAAGUUUGGAGAAACUCAAAUGAGUAUAAAUGUAUUUAUAAUGAAAUCAGUCGUAUGGAAACUGAAUUACUGAAAUUCCCACGUAAAGAAGAUCCAGAAGCACUUUUGAAAUACGCAGCACCUAUUUGGAAACAAUAUUUACUUGUAAGUUGGAGAGCAAUUGUACAAGAUUGGAGGUCACCGGGGUAUAUUUAUUCGAAACUAUUUUUGGUUGUUGCUUCUUCGUUGUUUAUUGGAUUCUCUUUUUUUAAAGCCAAGAAUGACAUGCAAGGAUUAGUUAAAUCAGAUGCUUGCUGUGUUCAUGUUCACUGUUCCAUUGACUACGAUUAUUGA